AUGAAGAGAUCUUAAAACUCUUCAUCUACUCUAUCUUUCAAACUUCGGUCUCCUUUAAAUAAAGACCAAUCAACAAAACUUAGUUUCUUACCUUGUUAAAAACGUAGAUUAUCUACGACUGCGAUAGUAUUCUUAGGUUUAGCGCUGAUAGCCUCUCAAAAUGGAAUUAAUGCCUAAGCUCCUUAGUAGAAUCAUACUAUUGAGAAAAAAUAAUAUGAUGUCCCAUACACUCAAGAAGAUGUAAUUGAAGAAGAGAAUAUAUGGGAUAACUUGGGCAUAAAGCCUGAUGCUGCUGGCAAGCUCGAUGAAACAAAGAGAAAUAAUCUACUAGCCCAGCAUGCUCACUCGCACUUCACUGUUGAGAUUGACUCAAUUGAACCUGAGGGCGGACCUACUACUGGUAACACAAGAGUUCUAGUAAGAGGUGGCCCCUUCCAAGAUAUGCAGUUGCUAUUUCCUAAACCUAAGUGCAAAUUUGGAAGAUUUGAUAUGGUCGUUGACGCCACCUAUGUUGCUUGCGUUACCAGUCCAACUCCAAUGGAGAGUCGAGAAGCCAGACACAGAGACAAGAACGAUACUUGCCUUUAAUGCGAUAAUAGUCCAGAGUCAGGUGAUGCAGAAAUUGUUCCGUUUUCCGUUUCACUCAUUGGUGAUUUCUCAGAUGCCCAUAAUAGCAUGCCAUUCAGAUAUUACAAGCCAACUAUAGUACAUGCAAUAUAUCCCAGAUAUGGUCCUAAGGACGGUCUUACCUUCGUUCAAGUUUGGGGAGAAAAUUUUUUGAAUUUUGAUGAGAAUACCAAAUGUAACUUUGGUUCAAAAUCAGUUGUCGCUCACUUCAUUAGCAAUACAUAUAUGACUUGCAUCUCACCAUUCUCAGAUGUCGUAGAAAAGCCAAUUCCCUUCUCCGUUUCAUUGAACAAGCAGCAAAACUCCAGAGAUAAACUUGAUUUUUGGUACUACAACUGGCCUGAGGUAGUUGAAUUAGUUCCUAACUAUGGUCCAGAUUCAGGAGGAAACAGAGUACUUUUAAAAGGUAACAACUUUAACCCAUUCGUAGCUGAGGACAUCAACAAUUUAAAUGAUACUUUCUGUGAAUUCGAAGGUAUAGGUAAAGUACCAGGACAAAUUGUUAAUUCUACAAAGAUGUAUUGUGUUGCACCACCAAAUUACAUUCUUGAUAUGACUUAUGUUGAAGUAACUCUCAAUAAUUAACAAUACACCGAUGAUAAUAGACCUUAUUACUAUUAUAGACCACCUCAAGUGUUUGAUAUUGAUCCAAGAGAAGGUCCAACUAAAGGAGGAACUGAGGUCUUCGUUUAUGGAAACAAAUUCAAGGAUUCCAAAAACAUUACCUGUAAAUUUGGGGAGAAGCUAACAAGAGGAACUUUCCUUGAUCCAAACAGAAUUCUUUGUGUUUCUCCUGCCGUAGAGAGACCAGGAUACGUUCCUCUUACUGUUUCUUAUGAAGGUGAGAGAUAUUCUUCAGAGACUGUGAAGUAUCUUUACUAUGAAUCACCAGAAGUUUACAAUAUCACUCCUAUCUGUGGUCCAGUAACUGGAUAUACUUAAAUUACUGUCUUUGGAAAGAAUUUCCUAGAUAUGGGAUUCGGGAAAGUGAAAUGUAUUUUCAACAAUACCUACGUAAUGAAUGCUACAAUCCUAGAAGAAGAUAUCAUCAAGUGUGAUUCACCCCCACUUUCAAACUCAAUGGGAUACACAGAUUCAACUGAAAUUGGUGGCACCCCAUGGUUCAAUGUUUCAAUUACCUUAAAUGGAAAAGAGAUGACUGAUUCAAGGCAAAAGUUUACUUAUUAUGUUGAUCCAACCAUACGAUCUAUUCUACCUUUCCUUGGCCCACUUAGAGGAAAUACAGUUUCAAAGUUAAGAGGAGAAGGUUUUGCUUAAGAGGGAACUUGCAAUCUUACCGUGAGAUAUGGACAACAGCAAUAAAAAUUGCUUAAUUACACUGAUACUGAACUCGUGAUUGUCUCCCCUCCAGCUGAAGUUCCUGAUGCAGUGGUUGUUUCAGUUGCCCUUAAUGGGCAAUAAUUCGUUUAAGAUAAGACCCUUCACUUUAGAGAUGAAGAAAAUACAUUCAUCUAUUAUUAGGACUUAUUUAUCCAAGAUUUCAGUCCAAAGAUUGGACCAACUUCAGGCAAAACUAGAAUUAGAGUACAAGGAAUGGGAUUCAAAUAAUUGAAGAAUGAUGAUGGCACUUUCAGAAACCUCCCCCUCUAUGCUAGAUUUAGAGAUUCAGUAACUAAUGAGACUAUUGGCGAAAUUUCAGAGGCUUUUGAUGUAGAGGAUGAAGAAUUCUCCUGGAAAACUCCUGCUGCAGAUCUUGACACCAAAGCUAUACUGGAAAUUUCUUAUAAUUUAGAAGAUUGGCAACAAGUUCUAGAUGAGGGAAAGAACUAUAGUUACCAGUACUAUAAUGCUCCUAAAAUUCAAUCUGUGACUCCUUCAUACGGUCCAGUUAAGAGUCCUAAUAAUGAAACUGUAGAUAUCAUUGGAAAGCAUUUCAGUUGUCCUGAAGGAGAUUGCAAGGACUUGUGGGUUAGAUUCGGUGAAGAGCCAAAUGCUAUAUUUGUGAAAGGAGAAAAAGUUGCAGACGAUAGAAUUAGAGCAAGAGUACCUAAGUACACUAAACCUGAUGUAUUACCAGUAGAAAUAACCUUCAAUGGAUAAGAUUAUACUCAUGACAACUAAACUUAUGGUUUCUUUGAUCCUUUCAUUCUAGAUAUCAGACCAAGAUUGAUCAGUUAAAAAGGAACUACACGAAUUAGACUCAUUGGUUAUGGUUUUGUUAAUGCAGGCUAAGAAUUAAGAACUAAAGUACACCAUGUAAACAGAGGUGCUUUAAAGUGCUCAAAUGGAAACUGCCUAGAUCAAGCUGAAUACAUUGACAAGCAAACUAUUGAAUCAGGUACCUUCGCACAAAAAGAUAUAGCCAUAGAGGAUAAUGGAGAAAAUAUUGGAAGAAAUGGAUUCGCUGUUGAAGCAAGCGUUGUUGGAAACGCCUUCACUGAAAACAAUAUCGAAGUUUGGUAUUAUGAGUAGCCUGAAUAUGGAAACCUCAAUAUCAAUGGUACUCCAGCUAAUCAGGAAAAACCAAUCUUCAUUAAAACUAACUUCAAAUGGGAUAAGAAUGAUCCAAAGAAAUUUGGGGAAUAUGGCAAUUUUAGUUGCAGAUUCUAAUCUUUUGACGGUAAAAGAGUAAUUUACACAAAGGCAAGAAUGGAAAACUAUCCUCUUGGUAGUGCCUAAGAAGAAGGAUCUCUACCAACUCAUACUUUAUGUACCACUCCAGAAUGGAGCAGCCCAGAGCCAGUCAAGCUAGAUAUCUCUGUCAAUGGCCAGGAGUAUAGUGGUGAUUUCAUCUUUAACUUCUAUGAUAAGCUUGAUCUUUACAGAAUUGUGCCAAUGGCUGGACCUAAUGAAGGUAAAACUAAGGUUAAGCUAUACGGUAGUGGAUUCAAUAGUGGAAAAGAAGAUGUAUUUGUCAGAUGGGGAGUUCUCGAGACUGAAAGAUAGAUUAAAGAGCAAGUAAUGGAGUACAUCUGGAGUGAAAAUGACUUCGUAUAUAACGCAAUGCUUCCAGGCUCUGAAAUUCUGCUUGCUUAUAAGAAAGAAACCUACAACAUUGAGAAGAAAGACUACGAUUUGACUGAAGGUUAAAAGUUGAAGACUUAUGUUGCUCAUGCUCCUAAGCUUCCUAACUGGAAUCAUACUCAUGGGGGCCCAAUUUACUUGGCUGUUGGAGAGCACUUGCAAUUUAAUGUUACCAACUACACUUACUAAGAAAAUGAAGAUGGUUCUAAAACCCCAAUAGAAGUAAUUUAAAGCUAGACAAUGUAUCAAUACUCUUAUUCUUAUGUUGAGUACUUCUAUUAUCAACAACCAGUUGUCAAGAAAGUCGAACCAAAGAGCGGACUUACUCGUGGAGGUACCAGAAUUGAGAUUUCUGGAGCAUGGUUUGCUUACAGACCAGAAUACGGAGUCGUCCCUCAUUGUAAAAUUGGUGAUAAAGUAACUAGAGCUAAAUUCUUCUCUACCGUGAGAAUAGUGUGCGUAUCUGCACCAAAUGAUGACAUCUCACAUCUUAACCCACUUCAGGUCUCUUUGAAUGGAGUAGACUAUGUUGAUACUGGCUACACUUUCAGAUACUACGAACAGCCAACUCUUUACAAGAUGACUCCAAUUUGUGGACCUGCUUCAGGAGGUACCCAAAUCUUCAUUACUGGUUCUAAGUUCUCAAAUAUUUCAGAUCCAUAAAACUUCAACUGCAGAUUCACUUCCCAAGACAGAGACAUCCCACCAAAGUACAUUCCAGCUUUCUACUAAAAUCAAACAACUAUUAUGUGCUCAUCACCUGGUGGCUGGGGCAGAGGAGACUCUGUAAAGGUCCAAGUUACUUUCAACGGUGAGGACUACUCAGAGAACAAUUUUACUUUCAACUACUAUAACAUCAACAGAGCUAUCCCAAGAAGUGGUCCAGCAGACGGUAAUGGAGGCCCAAUCAGAAUAGAGGGAUCCGGAUUCUAAAAUGGCACUGAGAUUUAUUGCUCAUUAGAUAAGACUCUUUACGAACCUCUAGAAGUCUCAAAUGAUGUCAUUAAGUGCCCUAUGGUUGCUUCUAAGUAAGGUAGUGACUAUUUUGGAGCUGUAGAUUUUGCAAUCAUUAUUGAUGGAAAUUGGCAUAAAUUCACUGGCGGAUUCUAAUACUAUGAACAGAUUGUAAUUGAAGAGAUGAGUCCUAAAGUUGGUCCUUCUGAAGGAAGAGGAGUAAUUUAGUUCUUUGGUAGAAACUUUAGAGAGGACUUCCAACUAGCAGAUAUUGGGUGCAAGAUUGGAGAGGCAAUUGGAAAGGGUAAGGUUGUUGGACCAAACAUUAUUAAUUGCACAGUAGAAGAGAUGGCAUUGGUUGAUGAAGGGUUCUCUCUACCAGCAACUGUAGCACUUAAUAGCUAUUCAUGGCCAGAGUCAAAUCAAACAUUUGUUCCUUACGGUAUGACAGGCAUAUAUCCUAAUGCAGGCCCAUACACUGGAAGCACAGACAUCCUUAUCACAGGUAAAGGUUUCACCGAAGACCUAGAGGAGAGAGCUAGAUGCAGAUUCGGAGUAGACUCAGACUAUGCUAUUGUUGAAGCUGAGAUUUUAGCUUAUGAUAAAAUGAUUUGCAGAUCUCCAGCUGAAUUCAAACUUCCAGCUACUUCAGAUCAAACUAUCUCAGUUCCAAUUGGUGUUGGCUUCAAUGAUGAUGAUUUCGAGCCAUGGACUGAGAGUGUUCAUAGAUUUAGAUUCUAUUAGCAACCAUUGAUUGUUAGAGUCGAUCCAGAUGAAGUAGAAGUGGGUAAGAUGGCAGAGGUCUAUGUCUUUGCAGACGAUAACUCAGAGUUUUGGGAGCCAAUCCCUACUGGUAAAGGAUCACUAGGACAGUAUGGUAUUGAAUGUAAGUUCGGUAGAUUCGGAGUAGGCAUCGGUAUGUACCUAAACAAGACAACAAUCAAGUGUAUCACACCAUCAGUGUAAGAUGACCCAGACUCCAUUUGGAGAGAAGCAGUAAAGUUGACAGUCGCCUUAAAUGGCUAAGAUUUCGAUGAAGAGAACAGUGACCUUGAUUUCACAUUUGUUGGUACUGGAUCUACCUUAGUAUUCUGGCCUUAUGUCAUUGGAACACUUUUGAUUGGUCUUCUACUAAUAGCCCUUGUAGUCUUCUGUUCCGCUUUGCUAUAGAAAUUCAGUCUAGAUAGAGUCAUUGCUAUGAGAGGUAGUGCAAGACAGCAAAAGAGCAGGCCAUACGUCAUUAGAGACCCUUACGAUCAAUUCACUCCGAGAGCUUAUAGUGCUGGUAUGAUUGGAAUAGGACAAAGAGCAGAUAAUCAGCAGCAAUGA
Molecule: messenger RNA, 5895 nt
Organism: Stylonychia lemnae
Lineage: Eukaryota; Ciliophora; Spirotrichea; Sporadotrichida; Oxytrichidae
Source: the annotation of a GenBank genome assembly